Messenger RNA from Penicillium roqueforti, 1017 nucleotides. RefSeq names its product rRNA-binding ribosome biosynthesis protein RPF2. Bases 1 to 1017 code for a protein of 338 amino acids. Gene Ontology annotation, cellular component: nucleolus. Gene Ontology annotation, molecular function: rRNA binding. Lineage: Eukaryota; Fungi; Ascomycota; Eurotiomycetes; Eurotiales; Aspergillaceae. The transcript is spliced from 2 exons. The record is from RefSeq and is a predicted model, not a curated record. Gene Ontology annotation, biological process: maturation of LSU-rRNA from tricistronic rRNA transcript (SSU-rRNA, 5.8S rRNA, LSU-rRNA); ribosomal large subunit assembly.
AUGUUGAGAGAAGUGAAAGCCAAGAACCCGCGCACUGCGCGCAUCCUGAAAUCGCGGGAGCCGCAACUCAUCGAACCUCCCAAGAAGACCCUGAUUUUCCACGGAGCGAAAUGCCCCCAAACGCUGGACACCGUGCUGAAGACCUUCCACGCUUUGACGAAGCCCUACAACGUUCUUUUCCACAAGAAGAACGAGAACUUGCAUCCAUAUGAGAACUCGGAAAGCCUGGAAUUCUUGGCGAACAAGAACGAGUGUGGACUCGUAGCAUUCGGAAGUCACAACAAAAAGCGACCCAACUGUGUUACAUUGGCUCGGAUCUACAACUCAGAGCUGCUCGAUCUCGUCGAGCUAUUGCUGCUCCCCCCGAGAGAUGGCGAGGUCAUCCCGCCCAUCAACGAACUUGUUAUGGACGUGGGUCUUGGCCUGCGACCUAUGAUGCUGUUCUCUGGUAGCCCCUGGGACGAUCCUACAUCGACUGCGCACAAAAUUCUCAAGAGCACUCUUCUUGACAUGUUCAGGGGCGAAGAGACGACCCAAGUCGAUGUCGAGGGCCUGCAGUACGUGAUGAUGGUUGGUGCGGAGGAGCCCCAAGAUGGCCUCUCGCCGGUUAUCCACAUUCGUUGGUACAGAGUCAUCACUAAGCGCAGUGGUCACAAGCUGCCCCGCGUUGAGUUGCAGGAGGUCGGUCCCAAGUUCGACUUCAAGGUCGGUCGCACACGCCAGGCCGCUCCUGAGGUGCAGAAGGAGUCUAUGAAGCAGGGCAAGCGUCCCAAUGAUGAAGCCCGAACUAAGAAGAACAUCAUCAUGGACUCUAUGGGUGACAAGAUUGGUCGUGUUCACCUCGGCAAGCAGGAUCUGUCUGACCUGCAGACUCGUAAGAUGAAGGGUCUCAAGCGUCGGGCUGGUAUGGAGUCGUCCGACGAGGAGGAAGAGCCGUCCGCGGACAUGAUGGAGGUGGAUGUGGUUUCUUCUGAUGAGGAGGAGGAGGAGACUCACAAGAAGGCACGGAAAAACUAA